AUGGAUUCAUUCAAUCAGAGUCAUCAGAAUACCAGCUUCAGGUACAAUCCAAAUUUAAACACGACGACACAUGCAGAUGAUGAAGCUGAGUUCUCGGGGAUUCUUGAUAUCUUUGUUCAUCAUGCUAGGAAUAUUCAUAACAUAUGCAUCUAUGAUAAUCAGGAUGUGUAUGCUAAAUUCUCUCUUACUUACGACCCUGAUGUGACUCUCUCUACCAGAAUUAUCAAUGGUGGUGGCAAAAACCCAACAUUCAAUGAAAACUUGAGGAUGAGGAUUACCCAAAUGGAUGGUGUUCUGAAAUGUGAGAUUUGGAUGUUUAGUAGGGCUAGAAAUCACAUGGAAGACCAGCUUUUGGGAUUUGCUUUGGUCCCAAUUUCACAAGUUUUUGGCAAAGGAAAGGUGACUGAAGAUUACAGCCUUUCCUCCACUGAUCUUUUCCAUUCUCCUGCUGGAACUGUCCAAUUAACACUGUCUUUAGACACAUCUUUGGAUAUCAAUUCCACAAUGAACUUGAUAUCCGAAUCAGCAAACAGUUCAUCCAUAUCAUCAGAAGUUAUUUUGCUUGAUAGAAAAAUCUCAGAAGUUAUGUUGGACCCAGUUGAGUAUUCUAGAAUUGAAUUUCCUGAUAUCAGUGUGGUAAAGGAAAACCAGCGAAUGGUUACUGAAUACUUCAAUUUGGCUUCUCAUGGUUCUACUUCUGCUUCAAAGUCUAACUCAGGAGGGCUAAUACCAUUUCUUCACCUUAGUGCAUCUCCUCAACUUGAUGAUUAUGAGAUGACUAUGAUUUCACCAGAUGAGAAUCAUGUUGGAUCCAUUUCUCCAAAUGAGAGCAUUCAGAAUUCUGGGAUCGUAAGCUCUACUAUUACAAGCUUAAGUGAUGAUAGAAACUCAGCAGAUUCAGUUGAGAAAAAUAAUCCUUUGGGGGGUGAGUUAUCACAUUGUGUUACUGCUGUGUCAGUCACUGUUGAAGGUAGUCAAAACUGUGGUGCUUGUCCGGAUACCCCAACUUCCAAGAAAGAAGAUGAAGUCAGAGAUGACAAAGAGGCAAACUUCUCAACCAAUGAAAAGAAAAGGAAAAAUGAUAAGAAUAUAGAAGCUGUAAAAUUUGGUCAAGUUUUUUCAGCUCCACUAGGGAACAUCAAUAUGGAGGCUGAGCAAUCUGCUAUGCAACAACAAAUAGUGGACAUGUACAUGAGGAGCAUGCAGCAGUUUACUGAGUCCUUAGCAAAAAUGAAGCUACCAAUGGACCUUAACAAACCUGAUAGAGAAAAUCAUGGUGAUGUGAUUCAAAAUCAUGACAACAGCAAGUUAGAAAUUGAUAAGAAGAAAAAGGAUGGAUCACGUGUGUUUUAUGGUAGUCGGGCAUUCUUCUAAACACCUCUUGAUGGUUAAAAUAGCAAGACAUCAGAUGAUGAGAGUUAAAUUUAUUUUAACAUCAGGUACCUCAAUUUCCUCAGAGAUAUUUAUCACAGAUUUUAGUUAAUCCUGGUUUGUUUGG
Messenger RNA from Gastrolobium bilobum, 1498 nucleotides. RefSeq lists its product as uncharacterized. The record is from RefSeq and is a predicted model, not a curated record. Lineage: Eukaryota; Viridiplantae; Streptophyta; Magnoliopsida; Fabales; Fabaceae. The transcript has a single exon. Bases 1 to 1374 code for a protein of 457 amino acids.